GGGUAUAUAUAUAUAUAUAUAGCCUGAAAUAACUAAAAAACAGACAAAAUAGUAUCAGAAUUCAAAAAAUCAAACCACCAUGGCCGCCGCCGCCGCCACCCUCUCUCAAUGCAGUUUCUUACCCACCUUAACUUGUAUGAAACCAAAUCCCAAACGCAAACCCAUUAAUCCCCUUCUCUUCCCCAACUCUUACAAACCCAUUUCUUUCUCCACCACAAACCCCAGGUUGAGAAUCUCUCAUACAGAAGCAAUAUUACCAAAACGGCCCCGUAGGCUAUUUGUGGUUUCUAGGUUGGUGGAUGGCAAUUCUGAGACAUACCCCGAAGUAGAAUCAAAUGAUUUGAAUGAGGAGAGUGCAACCAUUGACAUAAAGCUGCCAAGGAGGAGUUUGCUUGUGCAAUUUACUUGUAAUGAGUGUGGCGAGAGGUCCCAGAGGCUUAUAAAUCGCUUAGCCUAUGAACGGGGACUUGUAUUUGUGCAGAAUUUUGUCCAAGGAUAUUUUCGUAUGCUCCCCAUAUUAUGCCUCAGUGUGCAGGGUGUGAGAGGUAUCACAAGUUAGCUGAUAAUCUUGGUCUUAUUGUUGAGUAUGACUUGCGGGAGGAAAUCAGUGCAGAAUCAAAUGCAGAUCAAGUUUGAUAAGAAACAAUGAAUCAAGUUUCUAUUCUGUUUCUUCUUUUGAAUAUUUUUGUUCAUGGUUGUAAGGUUCGUCUUUAUUAUAUACUUCGAGGGACUGAAAAUGUACAAAAAUGUUGACAAUUUCUUGGCUUGCCUUUUACAUUUUAAUUCCUAUAAUAUGAAUUCCAUACCAA
This is a messenger RNA of Populus nigra (black poplar), 809 nucleotides long. Its product is annotated as mitochondrial protein import protein ZIM17. The coding region runs from base 80 to 559 and encodes 159 amino acids. Gene Ontology annotation, biological process: protein import into mitochondrial matrix; protein stabilization; protein folding. The transcript has 5 exons. The record is from RefSeq and is a predicted model, not a curated record. Gene Ontology annotation, molecular function: protein-folding chaperone binding; zinc ion binding. Gene Ontology annotation, cellular component: mitochondrion. Lineage: Eukaryota; Viridiplantae; Streptophyta; Magnoliopsida; Malpighiales; Salicaceae.